This is a messenger RNA of Bubalus bubalis (water buffalo), 1847 nucleotides long. It is a transcript of the gene KRT26, whose product is annotated as keratin 26. Lineage: Eukaryota; Metazoa; Chordata; Mammalia; Artiodactyla; Bovidae. The transcript is spliced from 8 exons. Gene Ontology annotation, molecular function: structural molecule activity. The record is from RefSeq and is a predicted model, not a curated record. The coding region runs from base 93 to 1502 and encodes 469 amino acids.
GAAUCCUAUAAAAGGCCAGCAGAGCCAGCUUCCAUGGAUGGUGUCUUUUGACUUUGCCCCUCUCUAAGAAAGGGUCGUUUGGUGCUGUCGCCAUGUCUUUUCGACUUUCUAGUGGAUCCAGGCGGCUCUGCUCUCCAGCUGGCACUGGUCGGCUAACUGGUGGAAGGACAGGCUUCAGGGCUGGAAAUGCAUGCGGUGGGUUGGGGGCAGGAAGCAGCUUCUCUGGCCCUCUUGGAAGCGUUUCUUCUAGAGGAAGUUUCUCUCAUGGUGGUGGAGGGUUGGGAAGUGGUGUCUGUACUGGUUUUCUUGAAAAUGAGCAUGGCCUCCUCCCUGGGAAUGAAAAGGUGACGCUACAGAACCUCAAUGACCGCCUGGCAUCCUAUCUGGACCACGUGCGUACUCUGGAGGAGGCCAACGCUGACCUCGAGCAGAAAAUCAAGGGCUGGUAUGAGAGAUAUGGACCUGGUUCUGGCCGGCAACUUGCUUAUGACUAUAGUAAAUAUUUCUCAGUCACUGAAGAUCUCAAAAGGCAGAUUAUUUCUGUGACUACCUGUAAUGCCAGCAUUGCUCUACAAAAUGAAAAUGCCAGACUGACUGCUGAUGACUUCAGGCUGAAGUAUGAAAAUGAGCUUGCUCUGCACCAGAGUGUUGAGGCUGACAUCAACGGUCUUCACAGAGUUAUGGAGGAGCUGACUCUUUGUACAAGUGACCUGGAGAUACAGUGUGAAGCACUCAGUGAGGAACUGACAUGCCUCAAAAAAAAUCACCAGGAGGAAAUGAAAGUCAUGCAGGGUGCAGCUGGGGGGAACGUGACUGUGGAGAUAAAUGCAGCCCCAGGAGUGGACCUCACUGCUCUGUUGUCCAACAUGAGGGCUGAGUACGAGGACUUGGCGGAACAAAACCGUGAAGAUGCCGAGGCCUGGUUUAAUGAGAAGAGCACAUCGCUGCAUCAGCAGAUUUCUGACGAUGCAGGAGCUGCUACGGCAGCCAGAAAUGAGCUGAUGGAACUGAAGCGCAACCUGCAAACCUUGGAAAUAGAACUUCAGUCCCUCAUGGCCAUGAAACAUUCCUACGAAUGCUCCUUGGCUGAGACUGAAAGCAAUUACUGCCAUCAGCUCCAGCAAAUCCAAGAGCAGAUUGGUGCAACGGAGGAUCAACUCCAGCAGAUUCGGAUGGAAACAGAAGGCCAGAAGCUUGAGCACGAAAGGCUUCUCGAUGUCAAAAUAUUUUUAGAAAAAGAAAUUGAAAUGUAUUGCAAACUAAUAGAUGGGGAAGGAAGAAAAAGCAAGUCCACAUAUUACAAAUCAGAAGGGCGUGGGCCCAAAAAUUCUGAAAAUCAAGUCAAAGACUCAAAAGAAGAAGCUGUUAUCAAAACAGUGGUUGGGGAACUUGAUCAGCUUGGCAGUGUCCUCUCACUAAGGGUCCACUCAGUUGAAGAAAAAUCCUCAAAAAUAAGCAAUAUUACAAUGGAGCAACGAUUGCCUUCUAAAGUCCCUCAAUGAGGGGAAAUGCUCUUAAAAAAAAAAAAAAAAAGUCUGCUUUUGUAAAAUCCUAUUGACCAAAACCCCAAGGAAACCAUUCAUUUCUGUUCUUCAAAAUAAAAGGGUUAGAAGAUGUUUUCCUUCUCUUCCCUUUCUCAGGUUCUUUGUAUGUCAUCCUUCCCAGGAAUAGGGAAAAAAAUCUUGCUUUGUCUCUGGUUUUUGCUCACAUUUGGUGGAAUCUUUAUCGCCUCUUCAUUAACAAUUUUCUGUCCCAAGUUAUUUUUGAUAAAUUCUGUGCUUUUGAAUUUCCACAGUUGGUCUCAAUGUCACAGUACUAAGGAUAUGCUAAUAAAACUAAGUGCUUCA